Messenger RNA from Capsicum annuum, 1592 nucleotides. Its product is annotated as DNA-directed RNA polymerase III subunit RPC4. Gene Ontology annotation, molecular function: DNA binding. Bases 305 to 1420 code for a protein of 371 amino acids. The record is from RefSeq and is a predicted model, not a curated record. Gene Ontology annotation, biological process: transcription by RNA polymerase III. Gene Ontology annotation, cellular component: RNA polymerase III complex. Lineage: Eukaryota; Viridiplantae; Streptophyta; Magnoliopsida; Solanales; Solanaceae. The transcript has 9 exons.
AAAUUUAUUUUGAGAGAUGCGGUAGAUAUUUUAUUUUCCAAUCUAGGGUUAUAAGUUGCCUAGAGGUCAUAUGGUUGUAGUGUCACUCUUUAUCCAUAAUGUCAAGCGUUCGAAUCUCAUCUAUACCAUUUUUCCCCCUCUUUUUCUUCUUCUUCUUCACCAUCAUUUGCAGAUCCUUCUGUAAUUUUUGCUUUUAGACCCUUCAAUUCUCAUCAAUAUUUUCACCAAUUUUUAGAUCCUUCAAUUCUCAUCAAUAUUUUCACCAAUUUAUCUUCAAGUCCUUCAAAUUCUACAUAAAAUACACAUGGAUCCGAAUUUACCUCCUCCUUCCAGCACUAGAAAGGUGAAAUUUGCUCCAAAAGGACCUCCCCGUCGAAAGAAGCAAAAUUCUGUUCAACCUAAAACUGAAGGGAAUGGAAAUGAGGAAUCUAAUGAUAAUGAAGCUGCUGAAGCUAUUCUACGCAAAGUCAAUGAGCGCUUGACUAGACAGAAGCCUAAAACGGAGAAAAAAGUUGCGGUUGCAUUUGCUCAUGGAGUAGCAUCACCAACUUCCACAAGGACUGUUGGAAAGCCUAAAGAACUCACUAUCAAUCCGGAUAGUACUCCGAAAGACGAUGAAUCUUAUGAUAAGAUGGACAUUGAUUCCUUACCUACUUUACCUUCAAGUACUGGAUCAGAUCUUGCUGAAAUUUCAGUCAAUAAUUCAGAUUCUUUACUUAAAAGGAAGAAGAAAGAGUAUAAAGAACCAUGGGAUUACCAUCAUAGCAACUAUCCUACCACUCUUCCUCUGAGAAGACCUUAUGCUGGAGAUCCAGAAAUUUUAGAUGAAGCUGAAUUUGGAAAGGCUGCAGCAAAUGCAGAGUAUGAUGAAAAUAAUGUUCAUGCUGCUUCAGAGCUUGGCUUACUGGAAAAGAAGGAUGAUGUACAGAUUCUUUUUCUUCAGCUUCCUGCUAAUUUACCCCUAGGCAAGUGGCCAGCUAGCACAGGAGGUAGGGAUACUGCUGGCGGCUUGACAUUGCCAGGGGAUAGAAGUGAUAAAGCUGCCGAACUAUCAUCACCCGUGCUCAAGGGAAAAGAAGUUGCUGGCAGUGCUCCCAGGCUUCCUGCCAGUGCAAAAGGGAAAGAGAUAAUUGGCAGUUCUACAAUCUCUAGACGACAUAAUACCACAAAGAAUAUAGGCAGUUUGCAAGAUUUACCUGCGGGAAGCAUGGGGAAAAUGCUGGUUUACAAGAGUGGAACAGUUAAAUUAAAGCUUGGAGACAUCUUGUACAAUGUUUCUCCUGGUGUAGAAUGCUCUUUUGCUCAAGAUGUUGUUGCAAUCAAUACUGCUGAGAAGCAGUGUUGCCAGCUGGGAGAACUCGGAAAGCGGGCUGUUGUCACUCCUGAUGUUGAUUUCCUCUUGGACAAGAUGAUUAAGUAGAGUUAAUAGCUCUUCAAUUUCUAUAUUCAGAGGAUCUUCUGACUUUCCUGUAUAGAGGAUUUGACUUAAUAUCUUGUGCAUAUCUAAGAACUUUGCGACCACCAGAGGUUGUGGUGGGAUAGGUUUCAGGUUUGAGUCUGGAUAUGAAAAAUAUCUUUUUCUUCAUUUUUUA